This is a messenger RNA of Babjeviella inositovora NRRL Y-12698, 1318 nucleotides long. RefSeq lists its product as uncharacterized. NCBI's taxonomy places the organism in Eukaryota, Fungi, Ascomycota, Pichiomycetes, Serinales. Bases 360 to 965 code for a protein of 201 amino acids. The record is from RefSeq and is a predicted model, not a curated record. The transcript has a single exon. Gene Ontology annotation, biological process: spliceosomal snRNP assembly.
UUGACGUAUAUAUUGCCUUGAUACAUUCCAGAAUAUCAUCAAGUUGUUAUAACCCAUAUAUUUGCAUUGUAAUCUAUACCAAUGCCGCCCAAACGCUCUUAUGAAGACCCCGAACUGAACUACAGCCCACAUGUGGAUAACAAGGGUAACGGGCCCUUAGACCCCAUUUUUGGCCAACGCCAGGCGUUUCCCGUGGCGGCAUCCAUCACGAAUGCUCUGCAAAUCAAUUGGGAGGAAGCGUACACCGACGUGGAAGCGUACUUGAGCAUGGUGAGGUACGUGUGAGCUCCCUCGAGGGUUUCCCGUUUCUCAGAUUACUAAUAAGGAGCAGGGUUGAAGCGGAAACAAAGCAUCAAAUUAUGUUUUCAGACACGAAAAAAUCAAAGACAGGGUCCAGGGUGUCGCCUGUAGCUCUUGAUGCUGUAUUAUAUGAGACUGACCCUGUAACGUCUGAAGGAAUCAGCAUUGACCCCCAAUCAGUCAUCCACGCUGAAUGGCACCAGGAGUUUGUGGCCAGGUUCUCAGCUACGCGACAAGCCUUCUCAUCGGCCCCAUUGGAACCCGUAAACACAAUCCUCCCCACCACGUUCGCUGGCUGGCGCAGCCUCUUUUUUACCACUGAUCCAGAUAUGAACUGCGUGCGGCUGUUGGACCACCAGACAGCUAUCAAGCUUGUGAUCUACGCAACGAAAUGGUUAAACCGUAGCACCAAUGCCAGUCUCUCGCGUUGGGUAUUAGCGUUACUCGUUCGGGUUCCUGAGGUUUUGGAGGCCAGCGACACGUCCUAUGUGCGGCAUCUUGGUCUCAAGGCCCUUAAACUACAGGGAAAGGAAACGUCCUUUACUGCAAAGCUCACGCACGAGUGUGUGGUGAGCAUUGUAGGAGAUAUUUUCCGCCAAAGGGAUUUGCUCGACGGUAUGGAAAGGCGCUCCCAGGAGGUUAUAGAUGGAAGCAGAAGGGGCUAAGUACCAAGGACUUUAGUCUGACGGAUUUUGGAAACUUUUCUUCUGGCCGUAUCGGAGUCAGCACGCCAUGGUUACACCCCACACGAGAUGAACUCCCGUUUUUACACAUCGUGCUUUCGACUAAUCAAUGUGGCGCUAAUCGAGCCGUGCAAAAGUAGCUAGUUUAUUGGUCUACAGUUUACAUGUAUGGAAGUAUCAAUCCAGGUACGAAAACUGCAUCACAUGAACUCUUUGGUGCAUUGGUCAACAAAUAAAAACAGUUAAUGUUGGCACCUAAUUCAGACCUUGUUUUCCGUAUGACCAACAUUUCUGCUAAAGUAUUCAUUCACAGAGACCUGUAAUUAUAAUCCAAG